AGGGAUUUAGGGUUCUCUUCUUCCCCUUAUAUACAUUUCACACCUCAUUCACCAGAAAGCCAUAUUACUAUUCUCUGCUCUUUCGUCUUAUUUAUCAACUUCUUCGAUUUUUCCAGAAACAAUCAUGGCUAAAGGUCCAGGUCUCUACACCGAAAUCGGCAAAAAAGCCAGAGACCUUCUCUACAAGGACUACCAAGGAGACCAGAAACUCAGUAUCACCACAUACUCUGCAUCUGGUGUUGCGAUCACCACCAGUGGAACAAACAAGGGAGACUUGUUUUUGGCUGAUGUAGCUACUCAAGUGAAGAACAAGAAAUUCACUGCUGACAUCAAAGUUGCUACUGAUUCUUCUCUUCUCACGACUUUUACCUAUGAUGAGGCUACCCCUGGAUUGAAGGCAAUCCUUAGCGCCAAGUUGCCUGAUCAGAAAUCUGGCAAGGUUGAGCUGCAGUACUUGCACGACUACGCCGGUAUCUCCACCAGCGUUGGAUUGACAGCAAACCCGAUUGUCAAUUUCUCCGGUGUGGUUGGAACCAAUGUCUUGGCUCUUGGUGCCGAUGUGUCAUUCAACACCGAGUCUGGCAAUUUCAAACAUUUCAAUGCUGGUUUCAGCUUCACUAAAGACGAUUUGAUUGCUUCUCUUACUCUGAACGACAAGGGCGAGAAACUGAAUGCGUCCUACUACCACAUUGUGAACCCGUUGAGCAACACAGUGGUUGGAGCUGAGGUUAGCCACAACUUCACGACCAAAGAGAACGCCAUAACCGUCGGGACACAGCACGCUCUUGACCCCUUGACCACAGUGAAGGCACGCGUGAACCAUGCUGGUGUAGCCAACGCACUGAUCCAACACGAGUGGCGUCCAAAGUCUUUCGUCACCAUUUCUGGAGAGGUUGAUUCUAAGUCGAUCGAGAAGAAUCCCAAGUUUGGGUUUGCUCUCGCUCUCAAGCCUUGAAGAGAAUCCAAAUGGGGCCCCCUUGGAAGGGUAGCAUAGUUAUUUCAUCUUCUUCGUCUUCUAAUCUUUGGACUAAUUUCUGUCUGGUUUGCUUUACAAAUCUUUCAUUUGUUCCUUUUUUAAAAAUCGGUGUUGGGAUUUGUAGAAAUAAGAAGAAAAAAAAAUACUAUUAAAAGGAUCGUCUUGAAGAUGAACCAUUAAGAUCCUUUUCCAGUUUUCCUUAUUAUCUGUCGCUCUUAAUUUUCUGCUCUGCUAAAAAACUCUGUUCCACUCGAUUUGAUUUUCGAGUUCUUUAGUGGAUUUUCUGAGAGAUU
Molecule: messenger RNA, 1269 nt
Organism: Eutrema salsugineum
Lineage: Eukaryota; Viridiplantae; Streptophyta; Magnoliopsida; Brassicales; Brassicaceae
Product: mitochondrial outer membrane protein porin 3
Exons: 6
Coding region: 125-955 (276 amino acids)
Biological process (GO): monoatomic anion transmembrane transport
Cellular component (GO): mitochondrial outer membrane
Molecular function (GO): voltage-gated monoatomic anion channel activity
Source: RefSeq, a predicted model, not a curated record